CAUCAGUUCACCUAGAUACUACACCAUUUUGAUCACAGGAACUUAUCAACCAUGCAGGCACACGUUGAGGCUCCAUCACCAUGGCCUGAUUUCCUUAGGAGCGGCUGCUACUAGGAACACCCCUGAUUGAUUGAUGGCUUAAAGAAUGAAUUGUCCCUGAGAAAUUAUGAAAAGCUCCAAGGUAGUGGAAAGAUGACACAGUCCCAGUAGAGGUCAUGUUGGUUUUGGUUCAGCGUGGUGCAUAGUUCCGAAGCAUGGUUCCCCAUUGGCUCUUCAUAGUUCAAGUCACGUGCGCGAGCCAGGGCCGCAAUUUUCCCUCCCGAGCAUCUCCCCAGGCCUUCUGGUGAUUCCGCGGGAACAGUCGGCCAUUGCUGGUACCGCAGUAUCCAAGAUGCAGAAGGUCAUUCGAAGGACCGCCCUGGCGCGGAACCAGGCCCAGCGGAAAGUUAUCCGAGCGACCAAAUCAGCUCAACGCGAGGACCUCAAGGACACUCUAAGGCAGCGGUUUGCCUAUAAUCGUCUGGAGAUCGAUAACCUCCGCGCGGAGAGACAGCGACGCCGCGAGGACUGGCUGCGUGGGCCCUUGGCGCCCCAGCGCGAUGCUGGUCUUGAAGGAAGGCAAUUCGGCGCUUUGAGCCCACAGGCAAUGAACCCUCCGUCCGUCCCCGAGCACCUGCGGAGGAAAUACAUCAACAUUGCCCCCGGUGACCGGGUAUGCAUCAUGAAGGGAAAGGACAAGGGCAAGAUCAACGAGGUGACUCGGGUGGAUGCGAGCACCGAAACCGUUGUGGUUAAGGAUCUCAACAUGGCCGAUGUGCACUUUCCCGACUGGCUGAACGAACAGUAUGGAAACUCGACUCCCUUCCAGUCAGUCAGCAUCCCUCUAUCCAUUGACGACGUCCGCCUCGUCGUCGCUCUCGAUGAUCCGGAUACCGGCUCAACGCGAGAUGUAUUGGUCGAACAUGUUCGCGGAGGGGAACCUUUCCUCGAACGGGCAUACGGUACCGAUACUCCCCGACACACCAGAUAUAUCGCCGGUGAAGACAUCGAGAUCCCAUGGCCCCGAAGUGACCCCACAGAGUUGAAGGACGAAGAGUGGGAUACGCUCCGCAUGGAGGUCGAGACGCCGACCUGGAUGCCGUCGCUGCAUUAUGCCCCAUUCCCUCCCAGCGUCCUGGAUGAGCUCCGCAACAAAUUCUCGAAGUACCGAACGAGACACGACGUGGACUGGGUGGAAGCUAAGAAGAUGGAGGACUACAGGAGGGAAUAUCUUCAAAGCCGGUCUUUGUUGACACCCAAGGGCGAAUUUAUGGAGAUGCUCAAGGCCAAGAGGCAGGAGCGCCAGAACGCACGAAAGGAUGCUGAGGGGAACUUCAUCCUGGAUGAUCAGACGGUCGGAUUCAUUGAGAACUUCAUGAAGCAGAAAGCGACCAAGAAAGCCUAAUUGCCUGCUGGAAUCUCAUAUGGUGUCUGAAGUGGGCGAGUGAGCCUGGGUCUUUUCUGUUUUCUUUCCGAGUUCUUUUAAUUGGGUGUACACAAUUAUACUACUGUAGCAUAGAAUAUGAAUGUAUAAGAUCAAUCUGC
Molecule: messenger RNA, 1584 nt
Organism: Aspergillus sclerotioniger CBS 115572
Lineage: Eukaryota; Fungi; Ascomycota; Eurotiomycetes; Eurotiales; Aspergillaceae
Product: mitochondrial 54S ribosomal protein uL24m
Exons: 2
Coding region: 392-1444 (350 amino acids)
Biological process (GO): translation
Cellular component (GO): ribosome; mitochondrion
Molecular function (GO): RNA binding; structural constituent of ribosome
Source: RefSeq, a predicted model, not a curated record